AUGACCGCGGGUUCGAACGUCGACUUGGAGCCGGAGUCGGAGGAGGAAGAGGUUCUGCCUCCUGAAGGAAAGGAUGGAGAGGCUGCUGGCGUGGAGCCGCCCGCGGAGCCCGCAGAACAGGGAGAAGUUGAAGGAGAGCCGGCGGCUCUGGGGGAGCCGGCGGCCACUCCAGAUGAGCUUAUGCCCGAGGAGCAAACCCCAGCGGCCUCAGAGCGAGAGCGGCCGAUAGAGCUGGGAGAUUCUUUCCUGGACGGUCCAAAUGGCCACUUGCGGGCGGAGCUGACGAUUGGCGCCUUAACCGUGGACGCCCCAGUUCCCCUGCUGGUGGAGGCGGAUGCGCUCGACGUCACCCAAGAGCCCAUGGAAAUCGAAUACGACGACGAGGUCUUGCAACUAGGCGAGCUCACGGAUCCCUGGAUCCUCCCGGACUAUGCCGAGCAGGCAGUCGCGAUUCUUUUGCACCCUUUUGUAGCAGCGAGUGCAAGUUGA
Symbiodinium sp. CCMP2592 is the source of this 489-nucleotide messenger RNA. Lineage: Eukaryota; Dinophyceae; Suessiales; Symbiodiniaceae. The record is from the annotation of a GenBank genome assembly.